UAACGUAUAAUUAGCAUUGGAAGAGUGUUAAAAAUUGAGAAAAUUAUUGAUUGUUUGUUGGAAUUAAGAUAAUCGAGAAAUUUAUUAUUCCAAACCAGUAAUUUAAGAUCCCUAAAAAACAAUGAAUAUGGAACCAUUUGAAACUUAUCUUAAAUACAUGAAAUGGGCACUUUUAUCUUGUGGUUAUUGGCCAUUUUUGCCAUCAAAAUUUAUUCUAUUUCAAUUAAUUUUUAUUGGAAUGAUAGAUAUUACAUGGACAGUACCUAUUGUAUUAAAACUUUGUCAAAAUUAUAAUGAUUUUACUUAUCUUGUUGACAAUCUUGCUUUUGGUUUUCUUGCUGUAUUAAUAUGGAUAACAUAUGGCAACCAAUUAUACACCUUUUCACAACUGAAAGACAUUUACAUAAAACUGUUUGAAGAUUUUGAAAUUGCAAGAAAAAAGGAAACAUAUUUUAAAAUAAUGAUAAAAUAUGUAAAAAUAACACAAGUUGUAUCAAUUGUGUAUUUAAGUUACACGGGAGUAGUAUUGGUAAUGUAUUUUAACGAAGCAUGGAUUCAAAUAAUUAUUAGAGAAAUACUUAACAGUAAUAAUGCAACAGUUGAAAAGACCUUUGUGCUUGAUUCCAACUACUAUUUCUUUAAUGCGUCUGAUUAUUAUGCGUUAACAACUUUACAUAUGUUUGUUGGUGGAUAUUUUUGUAUUGAGCCUUUUGUAUGCAUUGAUUUGCUGCUCUUCUGUGCUAGUGGACACAUUUGUGGACAAUACAAUCUUUUAAAGUAUAAAUUAUUGAAAAUAAAUUACGAUGAAGAUACUGGAGAAAAGAUCGUAGAUGACAAUGAAAUAAAUAUUAAUGUUAAAAAUUGUAUAAAAGAUUACCAUCGUGUUUCUGAGUUUAUCAACCUUAUAAACGAAUUUUUUUCAACAUAUUUAUUUGUAUUGUGUUUAAUUGUAAUAGCAUUAUCAACCUUGUAUUGUUCUUUGAUUGUUCUUAAUAAAGAUAAUACAGAACUCUUAGUAAGAGGAUCAUUGACAGUUGUAGCCCAGCUUGUGCAUGUUUUUUUCAAUUGUUUCAGUGGGCAAAUGGUUCUGAAUGAAACUGAAAGAUUUGUAAAUUACAUCUAUGAUUUUGAAUGGUAUAGUGUUUCACCUAAGAUUCAGAAAUCAAUUUGGUUGUUAAUGUUAUCUUCUGUUAACGAACCUCAAAUACAUGUUGGGAAAAAUUUUUGCUUAUCGUUUGAGUUUUAUUCAACCAUUAUUAAAUCAAUGUUUUCAUAUUUAAAUGUUCUUAAUUCUCGCCAAAACUGAAUUCUGGUUGGUCAAAGAUGUUUCUUAAAUGUUGUUGAAAAUUUGUGCGCACUUCGGCAAAAGAAAAUUUUGUAGACAAAGAAAAUAAUGAACAAUAAAGGAUAUUGAGGUUGUCCUCAAAGAAUUACCUGCUCGAAUAAUCCAAUAAUUAUGGGUGUAAAUAGUUAUUUAUGAUAUAAUUGCGUACGAGUGUCACACAACAUUUCUUGCAACACUCACCUA
This is a messenger RNA of Leptopilina heterotoma, 1528 nucleotides long. Its product is annotated as odorant receptor 22c-like. Gene Ontology annotation, biological process: detection of chemical stimulus involved in sensory perception of smell; sensory perception of smell. Gene Ontology annotation, cellular component: plasma membrane. Bases 122 to 1306 code for a protein of 394 amino acids. The transcript is spliced from 9 exons. NCBI's taxonomy places the organism in Eukaryota, Metazoa, Arthropoda, Insecta, Hymenoptera, Figitidae. The record is from RefSeq and is a predicted model, not a curated record. Gene Ontology annotation, molecular function: odorant binding; olfactory receptor activity.